Messenger RNA from Mytilus trossulus (common blue mussel), 2137 nucleotides. RefSeq names its product myeloid-derived growth factor-like. The coding region runs from base 85 to 564 and encodes 159 amino acids. The record is from RefSeq and is a predicted model, not a curated record. The transcript has 5 exons. Gene Ontology annotation, biological process: positive regulation of angiogenesis; positive regulation of endothelial cell proliferation. NCBI's taxonomy places the organism in Eukaryota, Metazoa, Mollusca, Bivalvia, Mytilida, Mytilidae.
AGCUAUUGACCUUAUAUUUUCAACGUUCAUUGGUCCACGUCCAUCUGGCAAAUUUUCGUGUGUUGGAAAGUAAAGCUGAAAGUAAUGCAACCGAAUCUCCAAUACCUCUUUUGUAUUGUUUACUUAUUUGGCUACAGUGCCUCUAGUAACAUUGACCCAGAUGAAGUGAGAGCAGAAACAAUUGAUGUCAGGCCCUUAGGAAAAAGGAUAACAGAAGAAAAAGAUUUGGAAGGAUUUACCUGUUCUUUUACCUAUCAAGCUGAGGGAGGAACAGAUGAACAAUGGCUGAUGAAGUUAUCUGUAGAUGAAACAAAGACACAGUUUGCCUGCUCUGUAGAAAGAGAAAGUGGAAUGUCAUAUUUAUAUUUUGAAAAUUUCAUUAUGACUGGCAAAGGAGGAAAAGCAGUUGAAGGAACUGUACUGGGAUCUCAAGGAAAACCCUUAAAAGUCGAAGAAUACAAAGUAGAUAUACCUGAGAACACAGUUAGCAGUGUAGAUGGCAAAUUUGAGCACAUGCUGGACAAAGUAGAAAUUGUCCUAAAAAAGCAAAAAGAAGAGUUGUAAGAUCAAUGACCUCAGCAGUAUAGGACUACUAACUAUGCAUCUAGAGUGAAAAUAUGUGUGUCUCGUUUAAUGAGACAUUGGUAAUAGAAAAUUAUGGGAAAAUGUAUGAAAUUUGUUAACAAUUAUUUUGUCAAAAUGUAAAGAAAUCACUUCUGAGAAAAGGAGAAUUUCAAGUUGAAAACCAAAAACAAUGAAAAAUACUUUAUCUAGAAACUAAUGCUAUCCUGCUUCUUUUCCAAUACUGGUCUAACAUAUAAUUUAUUAUAAGAACUAGUAUAAGCAUUUAUGACACUACAGUAAGUCAUUAUUUUUGGUUUAAGAGAAAAUUUAAUAAUUUGUUUUAUAAAUAAAUGUAAAUGUUUAUAAACCCUAUUUAUAGACAAAAAGUUUUCUUGAAUGAUUUUUUUUGCUUUGAAAGGUGUUGAAGUUGGUGCUGUAGCCACACCAUCUAAAACAUUAUCUCUGAACAUUAGACAUUAAUUAUAUAGCUUAAAAAAAUGAUAUAGAACCUGCAUUUCUAAACAAAUAAGCAUCUUUAGUACUGUAAAUUCAGAAAUUAUUGCAUGCAUUUAUUAUUGCAAUUUUGUCAUUUUAGACUUAAAUGCGAUUUUAAUUUUUACGAUUUUGAGAAAAAUUCUGUUAAAAUCAUAUAAAAUAUUUCAAAAAUGCGAGUUUAAAUUAUUGCGUUUACAACUCAGUCGCAUUUCUCGCAAUAAUAAAAACCUUGCAUUAAUUUCUGAAUUUACAGUAUACAUUUGUCAUUCAUACUCAUUAAUGUUAUGAUUGCUGCAGUAAUGGCUGACAGAUGAGACACAUGAGAGUAAAUGGAUUAUUGUGUAUAUAAGUGGCAUUCUCCUUAUUUUUGAUAUGAUAAAUUUGUUGUAUUUUAGAUAUAUUGUUAUUUGUCAUCUACAGCUUACAAUGGUAUUUUAGUUUUAAAAAAUGUAUGCCACCAUUGAAAUGGAUGUGAUUUAUUUUAUAUUUGUAAAUGGAAAUUGAAAAAAGGUUGCAAAAAGUAAAAGUUAAUAAUAUAGAUAUUGGUCAUUAUUCUGUAUAAAUCUUGCUGAGAAAACAAAUAAAUUACCCAAAAGGACAGCUAGUUAAGUUCAUACAAUAAAAUAAAUGUAUAUAAGUGGAAUAGCUGGCUACAGACCAUAUAUAUUUGUUUAAAUGUAGAUUAGUUUGCUUUUUUAAGAACUUCAAUACCUGAAAACUUAGUUUUCUGUUUUAUUCAGUAAUUUAAGAUUUGUUGAUGUUUGUCCUUUUCAUUAUUCUUACUGUAAGUUGAUAAAUGAAUUUCAUUGCUCAUACAACAGGGUGAACAGGAAGCAUAAUACAAUUAAACUAGAUACAUACAUUCCUUUAUCAUUUUGGUGCAUUUCACUUCAUUGACCUUUUUUUUUUAUAAAUGAAACCAUUCACAGCUGUUAUCUGUUCUUUGGUCGGGUUUGUCGUCUCUUUGGCAUAUUCCCCAUUUCCAAUCUCAAUUUUACAUUCUCUUUUGGGGAAAACAACCAACCGUGAGAUGGCUGUAUAGCCAGCCAAGGACGUUAAACACUUCCAGUUGUUGUUU